CUUAUAACUUUCCCAAAUAUAGAACUAAAAUGCUCGACUCAUCCUCAUUGCUUGCGUUUAUUCUAGGUUCUCUCAUCGUUGCAUUAAUGAUGAAGCGUAAAGAGCCAAAGAAAAACGAGUUAGUAACUUCCUACACAAGAAACCUCCGUCUCCCUCCCGGACCAAAACCUUGGCCUCUAAUAGGAAACCUACCGCAAAUACUACGGAGGAACAGACCGGUGUUCCGGUGGAUACAUUCCCUCAUGGAAGAACUCAAUACCGAUAUUGCUUGUAUCCCUCUAGCAAAUACACAUGUCAUUCCCGUGACAUCCCCGCGGAUCGCGCGGGAGAUUCUUAAGAAGCAAGACUCUAUUUUCGCCACUAGACCGUUAGCUAUGGGCACGGAGUACUGUAGCCGCGGCUACUUAACCAUCGCGGUGGAGCCACAAGGCGAGCAGUGGAAGAAGAUGAGGAGAGUGGUGGCAUCUCACGUGACGAGCCAGAAGAGCUUCAAAUGGACGCUUGAGAAGAGAACCGAGGAGGCUGAUAACCUCGUCCGUUACAUCAACAACAUUUGUAUCAAAAACCAAGGUAACGGUUUCGAGGUUAUUGAUUUAAGGCUUGUCGUGCGGCAAUACAGCGGUAAUGUAGCUCGGAAGAUGCUGUUUGGUGUAAGGCAUUUUGGUAAAGGAAGUGAAGAUGGAUUUGGACCAGGGUUCGAAGAGAUUGAACAUGUUGAUUCUUUGUUUACGGUCGUAACCCAUCUUUACGCAUUUGCAUUAUCGGAUUAUGUCCCGUGGCUAAGGUUCUUGGACUUGGAAGGGCAUGAGAAGGUCGUGAGUGGCGCAAUGAGGGAUAUAAGUAAGUAUAACGAUUCUUUUGUCGAUCAAAGACUCAAGAAAUGGCGUAAUGGGAAGAUGAAAGAGCCUCAAGAUUUUCUUGACAUGUUUAUAUUGGCCAAAGACACCGAUGGGAAGCCUGCUCUGUCGGCCGAAGAGAUCAAAGCACAAGUGACGGAACUAAUGUUGGCGACGGUGGAUAAUCCGUCAAAUGCGGCGGAGUGGGCUAUGGGGGAGAUGAUAAACCAGCCGAACAUAAUGCAAAAAGCUGUGGAGGAGAUUGAUAGGGUAGUUGGAAAAGACCGUUUUGUCCUUGAAUCCGACAUCUCAAAUCUCAACUACGUCAAAGCUUGUGUGAAAGAAGCAUUCCGGUUACACCCUGUGGCGCCGUUCAAUCUCACUCACAUGUCCACCGCCGAUGCAGUAGUGGACGGUUACUUCAUUCCAAAGGGAAGUCACGUUCUGAUCAGUCGUUUAGGGAUCGGGAGAAACCCUAACGUAUGGGACAAACCGCUUAAGUUCGACCCCGAGAGACAUAUGGGCAAUAACAAAAAUGUGGAGCUGAACGAUCCAGAUCUCAAUAUAAUUUCGUUUAGCGCGGGACGAAGAGGGUGCAUGGGUUCAAACAUUGGGUCGGCCAUGACGUACAUGCUGCUGGCCCGGUUGAUUCAAGGGUUCACGUGGUCAUCAGUGCAUGGUGAGGAUAAAUUCGACAUUUCAGAAAGCAAGAGUGACCUUUUCAUGGCCAAACCUUUGCAUGCGAUUGCAACACCUCGUUUGGCUCCACAAAUAUACUCAACCUAAUUGAGAAAACAAGCAUUAGUACACACAUAUCGUAAGAAUUGUCCAAUUCGGAAACCAUCAAUAGCUAAACUAGGAGACAACUAUGUUGCUAGUUUCGUUACUAGCGUAUUUUAUAGUGUAUCAUAUGCAAACACGUACAAGUUAAUUCAUCACAAAUAUGUUGCUCAUAAUUAGAUGGAUUAUAUCAUAAUAAUUAGA
Molecule: messenger RNA, 1820 nt
Organism: Brassica oleracea var. oleracea
Lineage: Eukaryota; Viridiplantae; Streptophyta; Magnoliopsida; Brassicales; Brassicaceae
Product: phenylalanine N-monooxygenase-like
Exons: 2
Coding region: 30-1622 (530 amino acids)
Molecular function (GO): oxidoreductase activity, acting on paired donors, with incorporation or reduction of molecular oxygen; heme binding; monooxygenase activity
Source: RefSeq, a predicted model, not a curated record